Messenger RNA from Dujonia railenensis, 360 nucleotides. The record is from the annotation of a GenBank genome assembly. NCBI's taxonomy places the organism in Eukaryota, Fungi, Ascomycota, Pichiomycetes, Serinales, Debaryomycetaceae.
AUGUCUGACGCUUUCGAUAACUACUGCAUAACUUGUGAUCAAUUAUGUUCGCAGAACAGCAUAUACUGUUCAGAUUCUUGUAAGCACAUAGAUGAAGCUCAGGCUUCGUCAGUGAGUACGACUCUGAGCCAUUUACCUGGAUUAGUAUCACCAUUAUUAACUCCAUCGGAAUAUCAACACUACAGUGACUACAACACCACCGCUUCCUCACAAUACCUCACCGAAUCCCCGCUUAUGCUUCUGAAACAAUCUUCCAUAGAUCUUGAGUACCACUCAUUUGAUCUCAACAAGCCACUGGAUUCCACGAUAGUGCCAUCCACAUCAAACAACUACAGAAAGUGGCUCACAGCAUGUUUAUAA